GUAACUACGACUUUCUCCAUCCCCUCCCACGUUAUCAUUCAAUGCUCUGUUUCUGUUUCUGUUUCUUCACAUCUUUGCUCUGAACUCUCUCCCUCUCUCUCUCUCUCAUUGAUUCAGCAGCUAUGAACGCUCUCGCAGCCACCAACCGCAACUUCAAACGCGCCGCUCGCAUUCUCGGUUUGGACGCCAAGCUUGAGAAUAGCCUUAUGAUCCCCUUCAGGGAAAUCAAGGUUGAAUGCACGAUCCCAAAAGAUGAUGGAACUCUGGUUUCCUAUGUUGGUUUCAGGAUCCAACAUGACAAUGCUCGUGGUCCUAUGAAAGGCGGAAUCCGUUAUCACCCUGAGGUUGACCCAGAUGAAGUGAAUGCUCUAGCUCAGUUAAUGACAUGGAAGACAGCCGUAGCUGACAUUCCGUAUGGAGGAGCAAAGGGUGGAAUUGGUUGCAACCCGAAGGACCUGAGCCUUAGCGAGCUAGAACGUCUCACUCGUGUUUUCACCCAAAAGAUCCAUGAUCUCAUUGGAGUUCAGAGGGAUGUUCCUGCCCCUGACAUGGGAACUAAUGCACAGACAAUGGCUUGGAUCCUUGAUGAGUAUUCAAAGUUUCAUGGGCAUUCACCAGCAGUUGUGACUGGAAAGCCUAUUGAUCUUGGAGGUUCAUUGGGAAGAGAAGCUGCCACAGGACUUGGAGUGAUUUUUGCAACAGAGGCUUUAUUUGCUGAAUAUGGGAAGUCAAUUUCUGACAUGACAUUCGCCAUCCAGGGGUUUGGAAACGUGGGUUCUUGGGCUGCUAGGUCAAUUUUUGAGAGAGGGGGUAAGGUGGUCGCUGUGAGUGACAUCAGUGGUGCUAUCAAAAACCCAAAUGGAAUUGAUAUCAAAGCUCUUCUGAAACACAAGGAAGGCAAUGGAACUUUGAAGGACUUCCCAGGAGGAGAUGCCAUGGAUCCAAAUGAGUUACUUGUUCAUGAAUGUGAUGUUCUCAUCCCAUGUGCCUUGGGAGGUGUUCUCAACAAGGAAAAUGCUGCUGAUGUGAAAGCGAAAUUUGUAAUAGAAGCAGCAAAUCAUCCCACUGACCCAGAUGCUGAUGAGAUUUUGUCUAAGAAAGGAGUCGUUAUACUACCGGACAUAUAUGCCAAUGCCGGUGGAGUGACUGUGAGCUACUUUGAGUGGGUUCAGAACAUUCAAGGAUUUAUGUGGGAUGAAGAAAAAGUGAACAAAGAGCUGAAAAAUUACAUGACUAGAGCAUUCCGGAACAUAAAGGCAAUGUGUAAGAUUCAUGACUGCGACUUGCGUAUGGGAGCCUUCACUCUUGGAGUCAACCGCGUUGCUCGUGCUACACUUUUGAGGGGUUGGGAAGCUUAAGGAAAGACAAGCAUCAUAGUUUGUUAAACAAAUUUGCUAACUUAAACUGUUUCCUUUCCUACUCCUUUUAAUAUCUAUUCUCAAAUAGGCUAUUUUUUUUGGGUUCAGUUCUUUGUUAUCUGAGUUUAGUAUAGUUUUCUAUGGGAUUUUAGCAUUGUUGAAUCAGAACAAUAUAUGAUAUUACAGUCAGAUAUGUUUCUUUAUGUUGCUCUCAGAUUGGAUUUUGAGUUAUUAAUUGUAUGCUAAUCAGCUUUCACCGCUA
Messenger RNA from Lotus japonicus, 1620 nucleotides. Its product is annotated as glutamate dehydrogenase 2. Lineage: Eukaryota; Viridiplantae; Streptophyta; Magnoliopsida; Fabales; Fabaceae. The coding region runs from base 123 to 1358 and encodes 411 amino acids. Gene Ontology annotation, biological process: L-glutamate catabolic process. The record is from RefSeq and is a predicted model, not a curated record. The transcript has 9 exons. Gene Ontology annotation, cellular component: mitochondrion. Gene Ontology annotation, molecular function: L-glutamate dehydrogenase (NAD+) activity.